AGAGGGGAAAGAACCCACUGGUUGGGCGAAUGUUUACCGAGCAAGCAUUGAGUGGUGGUGGAGGGAAGUGACAGUCACACUGGAGCCUCGGUGUAUGAUAACAACACAGGUGAUCGGCUUCCAAGGUUGCAAUUUGACAGCGAAUGUUCACUCGACGGGGCCAUGGAGACGUCAAGAAAUCUACACAGAAAGUUUUGGACCCAAAGAAGGAUGUUCUGACGCGGCUGAAGCACCUGCGCUCUCUGUUGGAUAACAUUGACAAGAGUGAGCUGAAGCUAUUCUUCGAGAGCAAUGUUUCACAGAUUUAUUUUAUCUUCCAUGAAAAUUUCAUUACACUGGAAAGCAACUUAAAACAAAAAGGGAUCAAGUCUCAAAGGGAGGAGCUGGACUCCGUCCUCUUUAUUUUUGAAAAAAUCCUGCAAUUUCUGCCGGAGAAAAUUUACAACCGGUGGCAGUUUCACAGUAUAGGUUCUAUUCUGAAAAAGCUACUACACACUGGAAAUUCUUUCAAGAUCCGAUGUGACGGUAUCCGUCUCUUCCUGCUGUGGCUGCAAGCCUUGAGGGACAAUUGUGCUGAAGAGCAGUUCCUUAUCUAUGCCUGUCUGGUGCCAGGUUUCCCUGCAGUGCCCUCAUCCAGGGGGCCUCGCACCCUUGACACCAUCAUUUACAACCCUUACUCCAACCCACCCGACGCUAAGGUGGUGCCUGAAGAAAUCACCCCGCUUGUUCCAGCUGUGGCAGGCGAGAAGGUAGCAGAUGACCAGACUUGUUACAUCCUCGAAACUCUGCUCAAGUUUAUGGUUAUCCAGGCAUCCAGUUUAGAGUGGAGAAACAAAGAAAACCAGGAGACGGGCUUCAGGUUUCUCUUCAGCCUGUUCAAGAAGUACUACCUUCCACAUCUAUUCCCCUCCUUCACCAAAUUCACAAAUCUCUACAAGCCUUUGUUAGAGCUCCCUCAUCUUCGACCAAAACCCUUGUACGUGCCAGUGACAAGGAACAACGAGAGCACCUUCUGCACUAGAGACCAGUAUCUGGCUCCCCGUGUAGCUUUCAUCACCUGGCUGGUCACCUUUUUCCUCAAGAAGAAGUAUAUCAGCAGCACUGCAACAGCGCAGAAUACAAAGAAUGGCCCUGAAGUCCUUCCCAAACUCAUCCAGACUGUCACUGCAGGCGGUAGCAGCCAGGAAAAAGAAAAGGAGAAGACAUCCGAUGGGGACACAAACGGGCCCACGGGAGAGCCUGACAAGAGCCACUCCAACAGCAGCACACUGUCAAAUCGACGGUCCAGUGAUUCCAGUUUAUGUAGCAUUGAGGAGGAGCACCAGUAUGUCUAUGACAUGGUGCAUGCCAUCUUACUAUCUACCAGGGACAAUGUGAAUUUUGUCAACGAGGUCUUCCACCAGGCUUUCCUGUUACCUUCCUGCGAGGCAUCGGCAACAAGGAAGGUGAUCAAAGUGUACCGAACGUGGAUACUGCAGGAGAAGCCCAGCUUCAUGACAGAGCCAGACAAAACUGCACAAGAAGAUCAAGUGGAUGAUAGCACUGAACAGAUACUCAGCACAGAGAAUAAUAAUAUGCAAGCACAGAUACUUGAGCGUCACGGCCAUAAGCGAUCGUCAAGUUGGGGAAGGACCUACUCUUUCAGCAGCGCAAUCAGUCGAGGUUUUCUCACGGAGGAGAAGAACAGGGAUAUCAAGGCGGGCAUUCAACCCACACUACAAGUGUUUCUGACAAACUCUUCAAAUGUGUUCCUCCUUGAGCCGUGCCAUGAUGUACCCAAGCUCCUGGAGAAUCAGGUAGAGGUGUGCAAGUGUGUCCUGAGCAUCUACCGACAUAUGAUCAUGGAACACACAAUGGACACACAGACCUGGGAGCAGAUGUUGCAGGUCCUACUGAGGAUUACCGAAGCGGUGAUGAAGAGGCCAUCAGAAAACCAAAGAAAAGACAGUUUUGCUGAAAGUUUAGCAUCCAUCCUUUUUCGGACCAUCAUUGUGGCGUGGGUGCGAGCCAACCUGUGUGUGUACAUCUCUCGGGAGCUGUGGGAUGAGCUCCUCACAGUGCUGUCCUCUCUGACUUACUGGGAGGAGCUGGUGAUAGAAUGGGCCAGCAUCAUGGACUCCUUGACGGCUGUUCUGGCCCGUACCGUUUACGGCCUUGACAUGGCCAACCUGCCUCUGGAUAAACUCAGUGAACAGAAGGAGAAGAGGCAGCGAGCACGUGGAGUGAUUCAGGACUCUCAGAAAGCAGCUGCAGUGGCUCGUUCCUUUUCACUAAGUUGGAGGAACCAGGGAGACGUGGCUGGGACCGGAGUUCAGGAGCCAAUGAGGAUUCGCUCUGCCACCACCUCAGGUGCUCCUGGUGUGGAGAAGGCCCGCAACAUUGUGCGACAGAAAGCUUCUGCUAAACGAAGCCAGUCCAUCAGCAACUGUGUUCACCUAUGCGAGGCUUUGCCCACUGCUAAAAGCGUUCCUACGCUGCUCCACACUGUGAGCUCUUUCUUGCCCGGUAUCUCUUCUGGUAACUCUGCUUGCUCUCACAGACUUUCAGAUGUAGAGGAAUGUCAACUGUCGGAAUGUGGGGAAGAAUUAGGAGGAGGAGAGAGCCCGCUCCCACGUAGUAGCAGCACCUCAGACAUUACGCAACAACUUUCAGACACAUUACAAGCCCAGAAGAGAGAGCCCUCACCUACUUCCUGUGGUUCUGAUAGCGGAACAUCCGAGAGACGAGAGGGCAAUGAACUGCCAGUUAUCCUGAUCCGCCAUAGCAGCAGUCCAGCUGAGACAGAAAAUAUAGCUGAGGGGUACCAUCACUACACAAGGGCAAAGCUCAGAGAGAAAAGUGAAAGUAUUAGCAGCGAGACGUCAAAUGGCUACUUGAAUGAAGCCGAGGUCACCUGGCAGGUUUUUGACGAGGAAGCUGACAAUCAGUCCACCCAGUCAGCCCACAUGGACGUGACCUCUGACCCGCAGAGCCGGGGGAGUCUGCUGCUGAGUCACCAUGAGGCUCUAGCAGGUCCUGAGUGUACUCUGUCUCCCCACUCUUCACCCUCACCCCAACACCACAACCACUACCACUAUCCUCAGAACCCCCUUGCCUCCCCAGCCCUCGUGGUGCACACCGAGUGCCCGCAGGAUUGCCCCCUGGACGACAGCAUUCAUCAGUCUGUCUUACAUAUGCCACACCACUUGGACAGCAGCGAGUGUCUGACUGAUGAUGUCAGCAUAAUUGCGGGAGGGACCCUGACGGGCUGGCAUGCUGAUUCAGCCUUUGUCCUAUGGAGGAGAAUUUUGGGUAUCCUUGGAGAUGUCAACAACAUCAGAUGCCCCAAAAUUCAUGCCAAAGUGUUUUCACAUCUUUAUGAACUGUGGCAAAAACUUGCUAAGAUUCGAGAUAACCUUGGUAUCAGUGUGGACAACCAGUCUUCUCCUCCCCAACCUGUAUUCAUUCCUCCCCUUCGUAUGCUCGCCUCCUGGCUCUUCAGGGCCACCAUGCUACCAGCAGAAUACAAAGCCGGCAAACUGCAGGCCUAUAAAUUGAUCUGUGAGAUGAUGACCAGACACCAGGAUGUCCUCCCGAACGCUGACUUCCUGGUGCAUCUCUACUACGUCAUGCACAAAGGCUUCACAAGCAAUGAUCAGGAUACUUUAAACACCAUUAUCCGUUGCUGCUCGCCAAGAUUUUUCUUCUUGGGCCUGCCUGGCUUCACAAUGCUGGUCGGCGAUUUUAUCACUGCAGCUGCCCGCGUCCUCAGUUGUAACUCUUCCGAGGCUCCCAGGAUGGAAGCUCAAACAAUUCUUGGCUCAUUAGUGUGUUUCCCAAACCUAUACGUCCACAUUCCAGUCCUGCGGAGUGUAGCUGGCUCUGAUGACACUCAAAUCGGAAAUGAGGAUAUCAAGGAUUAUCUUGUCAAUAUCCUGCUUGAGGCUGCAACAAAAGAACACUGUGAAGAGGCCAGGUGUAUUGCUGUGUGCAGCCUAGGCUUGUGGGUUUGUGAGGAACUGAUGCAAACAAACAUCCAUGAUCAGGUGAAAGAUGCCAUCAAUGUCCUGGGAGUAACACUAAAGUUUGGCAACAAAGCUGUGGCUCAGGUGGCCUGUGAUGUUUUUCAGCUGCUCAUCUCUCAUUGGGAGCCUCUCCAAAAUGUCGAACCGACUCUACCUAAGAAAAUCAUUGAGAUAUUUGUGGCCACAACAGCCUUUUUGUUGCCGAGCGCUGAGCACUCAACAGUGGAAGCAGACAAAAAGUUGGUGGUGUCCCUACUGCUUUGUCUUUUGGACUGGUGUAUGGCUGUUCCACUGAGUCUGCUUUUGGAACCUAUCACCACGUCUUUGCUGGAGGACAACACGUCCCCCAAAGCCCCCCUACUGGACUACAUCUACAGGGUGCUGCACUGUUGUGUGUCAGGCUCUACCCUCCACACCCAACAGAGCCACUACCUCCUAAGCCUGGCAGACUUGUCCGCUGAUUAUGAUCUCAUGUUGGGACAGGUGAAGAGUUUUGAGCCGCCACCUUCCCAGACGACCACUACCGACUUCCGCAGCUUGCUCACCGUUGCAGAGGAAAAGCGGCGUCGGAGCAUGGAGCUGAUUCCCCUGACAGCACGGAUGGUCAUGACUCACCUGGUGAAUCAUUUGGGCCAUCAUCCAUUAAAAGGAGGCCCGGCCCUCCUGCAUAGCCUCGUGAGCGAAAAUCACGACAAUCCGUAUGUGGAGUCUUCCGAGCUGUCCUCCGAGGUCUUCAAAAGCCCCAAUCUUCAGCUCUUUGUUUUCAACGAUACCACACUAGUGUCCUACCUGCAGAUCCCCGCAGAGGCCCCCACUGUGGGGCAACCCCCCCACCCGUCCUCACAGGUGCGCGUCAUUGUCCGCGACAUUUCAGGGAAAUAUUCGUGGGAUGGGACAAUCCUGUUCUCAACCAACCAGGAAGACUGCGAGGAUAUCGGCGUUUUUAAGUCAGUCGAUCACACGCCGGCACCCACCGCUGCCGCAGCACAUAGCAAACCUUUGUCCAGUUCUCCAACAAGAGGACCGUCCAAGUAUAAUUUCUCUGUCUCUGAUUCCCACCCCGACUCCUGCGAUGUGGAAGAAGUAGAUUAUCUCGAUAAACUUUUAGAAGAGCUCAGCCAGAGCAGCCCGGAAUGCCUCCCCAAAUCGCAAGUCCAGUUAAAUCAGCCGGCCUCCUCACCCUUGGGCAUGAAUCUUGAACAAGAAAGUGCCAUCCUCAGUGCAAUUCUUCGUCAGACUCGGCAGGAGGAGGAGCAGGUCAGAAGGUGGGAUGCUGAUGUGAGCUUCCAGGCUUCCUGUCAGAGGGAAUCAUCCCACCAGGAGCCCAAGGCACCUUUUUAUUACUGUCGGCUACUGCUCAAUGACCUUGGCAUGAACUCCUGGGAGCGACGGAAAAGUUUUCAUUUGCUGAAGAAGAACUCCAAACUCUUAAGAGAACUAAAGAACUUGGAUUCCCGACAAUGUCGGGAGACCCACAAGAUCGCUGUGUUCUACAUUGGCGAAGGUCAAGAGGACAAGUGCUCCAUCAUGUCAAACGGUGCCGGCAGCCAAGCUUAUGAAGACUUUGUUUCUGGGCUCGGAUGGGAGGUGGAUCUGGCCACACAUUGCGGCUUUAUGGGCGGCCUCCAGAGGAAUGGCAGCACAGGACUAACAGCUCCCUACUAUGCUAACUCCACUGUAGAAGCCAUCUUCCAUGUGUCUACGCGUAUGCCAUCUGAUUCUGAUGACUGCCUCACCAAAAAGCUUCGUCACCUCGGAAAUGACGAGGUGCACAUAGUGUGGUCGGAGCACACCAGGGAUUAUCGGCGGGGCAUCAUUCCAACUGACUUUGGAGACGUGCUGAUUGUCAUUUACCCAAUGGAGAACCACAUGUAUUUCAUCCAAAUCAUGAAAAAACCACAGGUUCCCUUCUUUGGGCCUCUAUUUAAUGGCGCCAUCAUCAAUGGGAAGCUGCUGCCAAGCUUAGUGCGGGCCACUUGCAUCAAUGCCAGCAGAGCUGUCAAAUCCCGGCUGACUCUCUACCAGAGUUUCUAUGAGGAGAGGGCGCUCUACCUGGAAGCCAUUGUCCAGAAUCACAGAGAGGUCAUGACAUUUGAAGAUUUUGCCUCGCAGGUGUUCUCUCCCUCCCCCGGCUACCCAACGAGCGGGACAGCGUGCAGGCGUUGGCCGGGAAUGGUUUGGGACAUGGAAUACCCUUGGGCCAAACUGGACUGUUCCCUCUCCAGCAGCACAAACACUGAAGUCUCCGCCGCGACACCGACAGACCCUGUUGACCAGGUUUCCCCCACCAUGCCCCAGGCCGCCAGGAGCCGAGUCUCCGGAAGACUCCGCCGAUCAGCUAGCGCAAUAAGCAAAUCGUCCUGUUGAGCUGAAAUACAGCCUCGAUAUUUUAGUUUGUUUUGACUGUAAGAAACUAUCAUGUUUUUGUUGAUGUUUCUUUAACUCAUGGCACGUGAAUAUGUAACUGGAGGCCAAUGCGAUUUUUAAUUUGAGUGGCAAUCACUCACUUUGUUGUGACAUUUCCUCUUUAAGUAGAACAUUAGCCCUAAGCUGUUUCAGCCACUUUGUGUCUUUUUUCCUCCCCUCUCUUGUGUCCUCUAAUGCAUUUGAAGAAACCAAUCUUUCUAGGAAACGGGAGACUUCUUUUACUUGAGCUCGUUCAUGGUAACUCUUAGUUACCAAAUAUUGAUUUUCUUUUGAAAACCUUGAUCUGUCUUCCCCCCCCCCCCCCUCUCCAUCUUUUUUUUUUUUUUUGCAUUUGUUGGAGGGUGCUACUCAUGUGUAGUGAGACCCCAACACAAGCUUUGAAAGCCGCCCUUGCUGCAACACAAGUAGCAGCUGCACUUGCUCUUUUUAAAGCCAGAGUGGACAAUCGGUGACAUCUUUCUAACUUGAGUGGAACUGAAAAUUGUGGGAUUGUUUUUUUUUUUCCUCUCUUUUGAAAUCACUCUAAUGUUUCCUUUUUAAAUGGAUUCAGAUAGAUCGUGUCAUGAUUUGAUUUAUGCAACUCUGCUGGAAUGAGAAAAGACUGCGUUUGUAAUUGCAUUGUGAUGUUGUUAACAUGGACUCGUGUCCGGUAAUUGAAUAAGUUCCUGCUGUCUCUUUCCUCCUCGAUUUGUUUCCCUGUCCUGUGACAUCGACAUUCCAACAUUCAAGCCAUUGAUUUUUUUUUUUUCUUUGCACUUUUUUUGUCAACUAGCAUUGAAUGUUCUUGAAAGUAUAUUGCUUUAAAUUUUAUUUUUUCCUCUAUAUUUCUUAGAUGUAAAUAGAAUGUUAUUUGAGGAAUUAUUUCUGCUGUUGUCGUUUAGUGUAGGCAAAGCUCAACUCAAUGCACUGACGAGUGUGUGUUUGUGUGUGUGCGUAUGUGUGAGACAUGGAUUGUCUGUCCGCUCUGAUGCCGUCCCAAGGUCGUUUGAGACAAAACAUGGACGAUCUUCAACUCGUCAUCUUUACCAGAGUGUUUUCUCUCUCCCCUGCGACCCACAACAAAAACAACAGCAGAUGGAUUUGGAAUGGCGGGUCCUCUUAAUUAUAUGUGCCGCGUGUGCGUCUCUCUCUUGUCUUUACCGGCGAAUGGAAUCAAGUGGCCCCUCCUCGUUCCCAUGAUCCACGAGCUUGGGUUUGACGUGGCAUGCCUGAGGUGAACUCUCAGAGGCCUCUAAGCAACAGCCUGGCUGGCGCUCUCACCUCUCCAAGUUACUUGGGUUGCCAUGGCAGCCAGGUGUCCUCUGAGGACUCCACCCAGGCUGCAAGCUUGUCCCCAUCUGGUGCGUUUAUAUAUGCCUUACUUUUCCACUCCUCACAUAUUUCCAGCUAUGUUUGUUUGCUAAUGGAUGCAAACAUGCAGCUACUUAAAGCUGGUGAGAUGUUUGUGCUUUUUAUGUCUGGAAGAAAAUGAAUGUAUGAAUCCCUAGCGUCUAGGUUUUUUUUUACUCUCCCCUUUAAGAACCACUUGAAAUAAAUAUCUAAAGAUUGUAGCAUAGUGAUGUCUGUGUCAUUGCAGGUGGACCAAGAUAAAAAGUGAAGAAAAUAACGUGAUGUUUUUUUUCCCCCCCUGGUUUUAGCAUUUCUUAUGUACUUGGUGUCAAAUUUGAGGGCUAGAUCUCCAUCUUUAAUAUAAAUAAAUACCUGUAAUAUAUUCUUUGUAUAAGAACAAGAGUGGAAUUUAAAGGGAAAAAAAAGCUUGAAGAUUUCAUCUCUUGUCAACAUAUCAAACAGUUUUUAAAUCUGCUAUCUUUUAUUAGAGAUGUGAAAAUUGAAACAUUUCAUUAAAUGCAAUUUGAAAUUGUA
Messenger RNA from Syngnathus acus (greater pipefish), 8294 nucleotides. It is a transcript of the gene ralgapa2, whose product is annotated as Ral GTPase activating protein catalytic subunit alpha 2. The record is from RefSeq and is a predicted model, not a curated record. Gene Ontology annotation, biological process: regulation of small GTPase mediated signal transduction; positive regulation of GTPase activity. The transcript is spliced from 42 exons. NCBI's taxonomy places the organism in Eukaryota, Metazoa, Chordata, Actinopteri, Syngnathiformes, Syngnathidae. Bases 144 to 6371 code for a protein of 2075 amino acids. Gene Ontology annotation, cellular component: nucleus; cytoplasm. Gene Ontology annotation, molecular function: GTPase activator activity.